Molecule: messenger RNA, 1073 nt
Organism: Caenorhabditis angaria
Lineage: Eukaryota; Metazoa; Nematoda; Chromadorea; Rhabditida; Rhabditidae
Source: the annotation of a GenBank genome assembly
AUGGAAGUGGAUGAUUUUUCGGAUACAACUGGAUGGUUUGAUAUGCCUUUUGAAAUGCGAGAAACGAUCAUUAGUUAUAUGGAUGUUCCAACAAAAAUCCAAUUUUCACAAUGUUCGAAGCUAUGUUUUGAAGAAGCCCAAUUAUUCGAUUCGUCUUACUUUUCUAUUAAGAUAAGAAAUAAUCCUUCCGGUGAAAAGAAAGGUGUUAUUUUCGAAAUGAUGAGUAAUCAUAUGUUCCGUGGUUCAAAAGAUGCAUCAAAAACUUAUCAAGUGAUAACAAUGUUCCUAGUUUGUGACAUCCCAAAUAUAUCAGAAGGAGAACUGAUGAAUAUACGCUCACUUCACGCAUUAAAAUAUCGAUUGAUUGAAGUUGAAACAAGAGAAAAAGUUGUUGAGUAUGUGAUGUAUCUUUUGCGAGGUAUUACGAAAUAUUUAAAGAAUUGCUUAAAAAGCUUGACGAUUCAUGUUGUAAGUUAUUUUGAAUCAACAAAAAUAGUUAGCGGACUAACUUAGAUACUUAUUUUCAGCCGGAUUUUCCAUACAACAAGUUGAAAAUUGAAAAAGAAUUGAAUGCUUUGGAAUCAAUUCAUAUUUCUCGGAACGAUCAAAUUAAUCCUGUCAGUUGUGGAUUUAUUGAUAUUGAACAACUUUCGUCCAUGAAAAAAAUAGUUGAAAUUCCAAAUCUAACAAUCGAUCAAAUAUUUCCACUGAAAGCAAAAACUAUUUCUAUUGUUUAUGAUGGCAACGAACAAUUCGAUAUUGAACAAUUUGUGUAUCGUUUGUUUUCUGAUAAAAUGGAUAGAAAUGUUAGUAGAAUUGAUAUUACACCAAAAAAGGAUUUAGAUGAUACUGCAGGAAUUUAUGCGAAACGAGAUACGUGAGUUCUCCUAUUUUCACAAUGAUAUAACAACGCAGUUGUAUGAAAAACCAUUUUCAGUCCUCGUGCAGUUGAUUAUUUGUUCAAACAUAGAGGAAAAAUUAUUCGGAUCGAGUGUCCAAAAUACAGACCACAAAUGAGUAUUCUUCUCCGCAGUCCAAUUGACUUUGACGAAAGCGAAUGGACUAUUUUGUAA